UUAAUUUUAGUUUUUUAUUUAUUUAAUAGAUUUUAAUAUUAACUUCACAACCUAUCCCAAAAUUCCAACGGCAAUUAACUGUUUUCACUAUUUUUUUAGCUUUAAAAAAUAAAAAAUCGAGUUUUGAACUCAUCACCCUUCUGCCUCUCCCAAAAUCAUACUCAGAUGGCUUCCUCGGUGCUCUCUUUGGCUUCUGCAACUCCCUCUGCUUCACUUUCUUUUCACGAUAUUAAAAAAGGAAAAUUGAAUCUUGUAAAUACCAGCUUGUGCUUCGACGAGGAGAAAACCAAUCCCUUCAUCAAAACGAAGUCUUUUGGUCGAAUAUCUAUGGUUGUCGCUUCCAAUAUGUCUCGUUUUGAGGGUAUAACAAUGGCUCCCCCUGAUCCAAUUCUUGGGGUUUCUGAAGCUUUCAAGGCAGACAACCAUGAGUUGAAGCUCAACCUUGGAGUUGGGGCCUAUCGAACUGAAGAGCUACAGCCCUAUGUGCUUAAUGUGGUUAAAAAGGCGGAUAAACUUCUACUGGAGAGAGGGGAAAACCGAGAGUAUCUUCCAAUUGAAGGCUUAGCUGCUUUCAAUAAGUUGACAGCGGAGUUGUUAUUUAGAGCAGACAACCCAGUUAUAAAGCAACAACAAGUUGCAACAGUUCAAGGGCUUUCAGGAACUGGUUCACUUCGACUGGCUGCUGCUCUUAUAGAACGAUAUUUUCCUGGGGCAAAAGUUCUGAUAUCAUCUCCCACAUGGGGUAACCACAAGAACAUUUUCAACGAUGCCAGGGUUCCAUGGUCUGAAUACCAAUAUUAUGACCCAAAAACAGUUGGCUUGGAUUUUGAAGGGAUGAUCGCAGACAUCAAGGCAGCUCCUGAGGGAUCUUUUAUUCUUCUCCAUGGUUGUGCUCACAACCCAACUGGCAUUGAUCCAACACCUGAACAAUGGGGAAUAAUUGCGGAUGUCAUCCAAGAGAAGAACCUUCCAUUUUUUGAUAUUGCAUAUCAGGGAUUUGCAAGUGGAAGCCUUGAUGCUGAUGCAGCAUCUGUGAGGAUGUUUGUUGCCCGUGGUAUGGAGGUUAUUGCAGCACAGUCAUACAGUAAAAAUCUUGGCCUUUAUGCAGAAAGGAUUGGAGCAAUUAAUGUUGUCUGCUCAUCACCAGAUGCAGCUGCAAGGGUAAAGAGCCAACUGAAAAGGAUUGCUCGACCGAUGUACUCAAAUCCUCCUGUUCAUGGGGCUAGGAUUGUUGCCAAUAUUGUUGGGGAUUCAGCUCUCUUCAGGGAAUGGAAUGAAGAGAUGGAAAUGAUGGCUGGGAGAAUAAAGAAUGUGAGACAUAAAUUAUUUGAUAGUCUUUCUUCCAAAGAUAAAACUGGGAAGGAUUGGUCGUUUGUUCUUAAGCAGAUAGGCAUGUUUUCAUUCACAGGCUUAAACAAAGCUCAGUGUGAUAAUAUGACAAACAAGUGGCAUGUCUAUAUGACCAAGGAUGGAAGGAUAUCCCUAGCAGGAUUAUCAUUGGCCAAGUGUGAAUACCUUGCGGAUGCCAUCGUUGAUUCAUGCUACAAUGUCAGUUAAAAUUAAUGGAAAACUGAGCUGAGAUUAUGGUAGCUGGAAAAUUUUGUUGAGUUAUAUGCAAACCAUGAGUAAUUUAAGUGAUUUUAUGAUAAAGAUGUAAUAAUGUGUGUUAACAAGUUAAGAACAUUUAAAUCUAGCGUUUUGAUUUAGGCAAUUUGCUGCCUUGAUAAUUGAUUAUCCUCCCAUAAAAACAAUCUUAUAUAAAAUUGAAAAUUGUCGGUGUCUUUUCUUUGUUUCUUUUUUAUAGGCAUAAUUUCUAUUCAUAUUACUGAGCUCAAAAUGAAGCACUCAUUUUCUUAAU
Molecule: messenger RNA, 1858 nt
Organism: Durio zibethinus
Lineage: Eukaryota; Viridiplantae; Streptophyta; Magnoliopsida; Malvales; Malvaceae
Product: aspartate aminotransferase, chloroplastic-like
Biological process (GO): amino acid metabolic process; biosynthetic process
Molecular function (GO): pyridoxal phosphate binding; transaminase activity
Source: RefSeq, a predicted model, not a curated record